AUGCCGAUCUUUACUGACAAUAAUAUGCCUAUGAAUGUGUGUGAUCUAAUGAAUUCAGAAGGGAACUGGGAUAUGAAUGUUAUUAUCAAGUAUAUUGAUAACUCUUCUCAUAAUGCUAUUAACUCUGUAACUAUUAAUCUUUGCUUGCAUGAUAGAAUUAGAUGGAAAUCUACUAUUUCUAGAAAUUUGACUACUAAGUCUGUUUACAAUUUCUUGAAUAAUCUAACUAUUGAUAAGGAUGAAUCAAGAUUUUGGAAACAAAUUUGGAACCUUAAUAUUCUUCCUAAAGUAAAUAUGUUUUGCUGGAAAGUGGUGUCUAAUGCUCUUGCUUUAGGGAAAAACAUGUCCAAGUAUGUUAAGGAUUUUAAGCCUUAUUGUUUGCUUUGUGAUUCUCAUGACAUUGAAGAUGAAAUGCAUCUGUUUGUUAAUUGCCUGUUUUCUAGAAAUAUUUGGGAUGCUUUUGAACUUAAUAACAUCUAUAACUAUAGAGGAAAUCAGGAUAUUACACAUUGGUUUAAAUUUUGGUUGAACAAUAAAGUUUUCAAUGGCAAACACAACUUAAUUUCGUCCAUCAUCUGGUCCAUUUGGAAGUUUAGAAAUAGUGUGCAGUUUGAUAAGGCAGUGCCUAAUGUGCAUAAGCUAAUUGAUUUAGUUAAAGUUUCCCACCAAAAGUUCAAUAUUCCAUGGGACAGCAAAACUAGUCAUGAUUUUGUCAUAGCUAAGAUGUUACACAAUGAUAAUCCCACAGAUGGAAGAUGCACUUAUGAUUGGUUUAUUCAUUUUGAUGCAUCCUUUCUUGAAGAUGACUUUUCUAUGGGUUACGCAAUCUCAAUUCUGGAUAAAACAGGAGACAGGAAGCAGUGUCGAGCAGGUUGCAGCUGGGCUUCAUGCCCAUUAGAGGCAGAAGCAAAAGAAGGAAUCGAGGCUCUUAGGUGGGUGAAGGAUUUGAAUCUCAAUAAUUGCUGCAUAAUUAAGGACUGUCAAACAUUAAUGAAGCUGAUGAAAGGAGGUCCAGAAAUUCAACCUUGGAGGUCUUAG
Papaver somniferum (opium poppy) is the source of this 1038-nucleotide messenger RNA. RefSeq lists its product as uncharacterized. The transcript has a single exon. Lineage: Eukaryota; Viridiplantae; Streptophyta; Magnoliopsida; Ranunculales; Papaveraceae. The record is from RefSeq and is a predicted model, not a curated record. Bases 1 to 1038 code for a protein of 345 amino acids.